AUGUAUACAGUAAUGUAUAUCCCAGCUCCCCUGUACUCCAUUGUAGUGAUAUGACAUGUAUACAGUAAUUACUUACUCCAUGAGUCCCCCACGGUGGUGGAGAGGGUGGCUCCUCUCAGUGGAGGAGAGCGGACCUCUCCUGCACCUGUCCCCUCAGCGGCGGUGCCGGAAAUCGGAAACUGGAACUUGGCUUCACAAUGAGGCUUGGAGUGCAGCCGCUCCAUCAUCUGUGCUCGCCGCUAGAGAAUUUCUCCUCGCAUUUGGCGAGCGGCUUUUUCAAGCCCUG
Staurois parvus is the source of this 286-nucleotide messenger RNA. Lineage: Eukaryota; Metazoa; Chordata; Amphibia; Anura; Ranidae. The record is from the annotation of a GenBank genome assembly.